Messenger RNA from Adineta ricciae, 3189 nucleotides. The record is from the annotation of a GenBank genome assembly. NCBI's taxonomy places the organism in Eukaryota, Metazoa, Rotifera, Eurotatoria, Adinetida, Adinetidae.
AUGAAUUCAAUUCGUCGUCUAUUUAUGAGAUCAACGCGUAAUACUAAAUAUCGGCUUCAAAUGACCAUUAUGAUUAUCGUGAUAUCGCUCUUCGUAUUGUUUGUGUAUACACAACGACAAGAACCGGUUGAACACGAAGAACUCGCCGAAAAGCCAAUAUUUGUGCCGAAGAAAGCGAGAGCAGUUGAACACACACCAGUGGUCGAAACAGUCGUGUCUGACUCAACCAACUGUGCUUACAAAAGUUGUCCGAAACUUGACGAUGAUGAACAUGUUGUUAACGUACAUGUGAUAUGUCACACACAUUUAGAUCCUGGAUGGCUUAAUUCAGUUGAUGGAUACUUUUUUGGCAUUAAUCAUGACCGUGGCGCUAACAAUGGUGGUCGUCCGCAUCGUCAUACUAUGCCAAGCGUGUUAACGAUAUUUAAUAAUGUUAUGGGUGCUCUAUUAGAAAAUGCCGAUCGUCGUUUUGUUAUGGUAGAAAUGUCAUUUAUAUGGCGAUGGUGGAAACGAUUAGAUGAAGAUUAUAAAAGAAUUAUACGGAAAUUAAUGGACGAAGGACGUAUUGAUAUUGCUGGCGGCAGUUGGACAUCGAAUGACGAAGCUGUCAGUCAUUAUGCUGCAAUGAUUGAUCAAAGUACACUGGGCUUCCGAUUUAUAAAAAAUGAACUGCGCACCUGUUCUCAGCCUGCUGUUGCAUGGCAAUUGGAUUUGUUCGGUCACGGAAGGGAAAUCAAUUCUUUGUUUGCGCACAUGGGUUAUGAUGCUAUUUUGUUCGGUCGGUUGGAUUAUCAAGAAAAAGAACAGCGAACGAAUGAGAGAACUUUACAAAUGGUUUGGAAAGUUAAUGAAAAUGCUCCGGAAAAUGAACGAUGGUUAUUUACGGGAAUUCUUCCAAAUUUAUAUCAUCCGCCUGAAACAUUAGCGCUCAAAUCAGAUGUUGCUGGAAGUUUACUUAGACCCUCGGAUACAGACACUAUGCAAGAAUCGGCUAGUAUCUAUAGUAAACGUCUACUUGAAGAACUUAAAAAACAGCACGAGAGAUAUCAAUCGAAGAAUAUCGUUGUUGUCUAUGGUGGUGAUUUUGAAUACGAAGAUGCCACACAGUAUUUUCAAAAUGUCGAUGCGAUGAUUUCGACGAUUAAUAGUAUUCAAAAUAAAACAGACAGCAAAUAUAAAUUUAACGUACACUAUUCAUCGCCGACAUGCUUUACAUAUGCUCUAUCAAAAGAAAAACGUUCAUGGCCGCCACGUGAAGGAGAUUUUCUCUCAUAUGCACAUCGCGCACAUGCAUUUUGGACGGGUUUUUACACUACAAGACCAGGAAUUAAAUUCUAUGAACGCUCGUUAGGCGCUCUGUAUCAAUCCCUUCGACAACUAAGUAUCUAUGCGGACCAUGUGAAUUUUAAUGAAUUAUUUCAACUAGCAGAAGUAAUGGGUCUAUUACAACAUCACGAUACCAUCACUGGAACUAGUCCAAUGAUUAAUAUCGCUGAUGCUCUACAACGAAUGCAUCAAGCAGAAAUGCUUGGACGAAAAAUGACUCUCUCAUUGUAUCAACAUAUUUUGACACCAACGGCAACAGCGAAUUGGUCGGCACCAUUGAUUUUCUGUCAACUUAACGAAAGUUACUGUGACCCACUUUCUAAACUCGAUAAAAAAUUCUCUGCUAUUAUCUACAAUCCUUCAUCAGUAGCAAAUCAAGUUUGGUUACGUAUUCCAGUCGCAGAUGAUCAAGUAAUGACUCUCGAUACAAAUACAGUCGAAAAGUCGUCCAUAGAUGCUCAAGAAAUCGGCACGAUCAAUCUAUCGCCUCAUUUGCUCGGCAUACCGCUUGUUAGUAAACGUACUCAACUCCGAGAAUUGAUCGUCCGUGUCCAAGUACCACCAUUAAGUCUCCAAGCUGUUCCUUUCUUGAUAACAAAGUCAAGUCAACAAGCUGACAAACCGACGCCUUCAUCUACAGCUUGUUCCAUUGAAAAUCAAAACUAUGUUAUAAAGGUUGAUGGCAAAGGUUCCAUUAUUUCAAUUAAAGUCAAAUCUAUCAGUAAAACACUUAGUUUCAAACAAACAUUCGGACAUUACACCAGUGCUAGUAGUGAUCACAUAUCACAUCAAUCUAGUGGUUUGUACGUUUUUCGUCCAAUUGGUACGGGUGGACCUCAAUUAGUCGACAUCAAAGAAUUCUACUGCGUCAAACGCAAAGGCUAUGAAGAAAUCGUUCAAAUUUAUCCACAAUUUGUCAAUCAAUCAAUUCGAUUGUUGGAUAAUUCAUCAUCUAUCGAAUUUGAGUGGGUUACUGGUCGCUAUCAAGCAAAUAUGGAAUUCGUCACGGCAUAUCAAAGCGAUGAUCUUGAUAAUGAUGGCGUGUUCUACACAGAUUCAAGUGGACGAUCUUUAAUGAAACGAAAACGUAAUCAACGUGAUGGAUAUAACUUCACACAAAGUGAAAACAGUGCUGGUAAUUACUUUCCAUUAGUUACUGGUAUCCUAUUGAGGGAUAAAAAGAAAGAUUUACAAAUGAGUAUAGUCACCGAUAGAGCAGAAGGUGGUGGCAGCGUUCAAGAUGGACAAAUUGAAAUCAUGAUUCAUCGACGUGUCAUAACUGACGACAGUUUGGGUGUGUCCGAAGUACUCAAUGAGGUUGGCAUCGACAAUCAAGCCUUGGUUGUUCGAGGACGUCACCUUGUGGCAAUCACGAAGGUUGAAGAAGGCAUGAAAUUCUUUCGUGAACAUGCUUUAAAGUCUGUUUGGAAACCAAUCAUUGCUUUUCGCAACGAUUCCAACGAUCAACCACUUGAUUAUAAAAGCUGGUCACUAUUGAAGACAGAACUACCGCCGCAAGUGAAUAUUUUAACUAUAGAACCCAUUGCUCAAGAGAAGAAUGUGCUAACAGUUCUUUUCCGUGUUGAACAUUUCUAUGAGCCAAAUGAACAUUCCACAUUAUCAAAAUCUGUAACAUUGAAUGUCAAUAAAAUUUUUAAUAAUCAUAAAGUCCUUGAUGCGAAAGAAAUGACAUUAGGUGGUAACAUGUACAAGAGCCAAGCAUUUCAACGACUCAAGUGGACGAGAGAUGCAACACCUGACGAUAGUAAAGGCCGUGAAGAAACGCCGGCGUUUGAUGGAGAAACGAUUGAACUAUAUCCAAUGCAGAUACGGUCUUUUGUUAUCAAACUAGAAAAACGUUGA